Molecule: messenger RNA, 1278 nt
Organism: Papaver somniferum (opium poppy)
Lineage: Eukaryota; Viridiplantae; Streptophyta; Magnoliopsida; Ranunculales; Papaveraceae
Product: serine carboxypeptidase-like 18
Exons: 12
Coding region: 1-1278 (425 amino acids)
Biological process (GO): proteolysis; secondary metabolic process
Molecular function (GO): serine-type carboxypeptidase activity; acyltransferase activity, transferring groups other than amino-acyl groups
Source: RefSeq, a predicted model, not a curated record
AUGCGGCAGUUCGUGGAUGCUGUGGACGUUGUUGGGUCUGGCGGGAGCGAGCUGGAGAAGAAGCAACAGGAGCAGUGGGCUGCCAGUGGGGGACGGUAUAUCGGUGUUAACGGUAAGGAUGAAGAUUCACCAAGCAAUAAUGAUGAUGGCAACACAGACAUUCAGCUGUUCUAUUAUUUUGUGGAAUCGGAAAGAAAGCCUGAAGAAGAUCCCCUGGCUGCCAACAUAGUCUUUCCUGACACCCCUGUUUACACUGGAUUCUCGUACUCAAAGUCUUCACCCAAUUUAUAUGUCGGAGAUAAAGAGUCAUCGAAGAGCAUCUAUGAAUUUGUCGUUAAGUGGUUAAUUGGACAUCCGAAAUUUAAAUCCAACCCUCUUUACAUUGGUGGAGAUUCAUAUGCAGCAAAAAAAGGGUCAUCUCAAGGUUCAUUCAUUCAGCUGAGUUUGUUUAUUUCAGAUAUUGAAACCCGAAAGUAUCCAUUUCUCCGCCUCGAGGGUUACUUACUCGGGAAUCCGGUCGCCGACAGACAAUUGGAAACCAAUGCAGGUGUACCAUAUGCUUAUGGCAUGGGCCUUUUAUCCUAUGAACUCUUUGAGUCAAUGAAGGAGAAUUGCAAAGGGAGUUAUAUGAAUUUUGAUCUGGACAAUGCAAAUUGCUUAAAGGAUCGCCAAAAAUACCAAGAGUGUAUACGGAAUAUUAGUGUAGCACACAUUACGGAGGACAGGUAUUGUGGUGAUAUAGGGCCAAAACACGAAGAACCAAUUGAUAAUAGACGAUCCCUCUCAGCAGUUGCAGAAGUUGUCGCCUCAUCAGAGUCUGUGCUACCAAUUCCACGGUACCGGGAUUACAAUCAAAAUCUUCUAUCUGGAUAUUGGGCAAAUGAUAAUCAUGUUCAAGAGGCUCUCCAUGUAAAAAAGGAAACGAUUAAGAAAUGGGUCAGGUGCAGCUUCGACGUACCAUAUAAAGAAGACAUUCUUAGCAGUGUGGAAUAUCAUCAAAAUAUUAGCACCAAACUUGGUUAUAGAGCUCUCAUAUAUAGCGGUGAUCAUGAUUUCAUGGUGCCACAUGUUUCAACCGAAGCAUGGAUACGAUCACUGAACUUAUCCAUUACCGAAGAUUGGCGCCCAUGGUUCCUCGAUGAUCAGUUUUCCGGAUAUACAAGAACAUACUCGAGCGGUCUGACAUAUGCGACUGGAGCAGGUCAUACAACUCCAGAGUACAGACCUAAAGAAAGUUAUGCCAUGUUUGAGAGGUGGAUUUCUCAUGCUCAUUUAUGA